UAGAAAUAUAUUCCUUGUCUUUCAGGCAAAAUACACUUUCAUCGAUCGCUUGGUAUGAAAUGGAAGUGUCACUCAUAAAAACUAUUGUGGUUAGACAGCUUGCAUUAAAUAUGUCAGAUUGUUGUGGUGGUUAUAACAUCCUGGAAUAAACCGCAACCAGCCAUUGUUUUCUAUCCAUUUGAGUACAAUAUGAAAAUUAGUUGUGUAAACAUUGUAACAUGAUCAACAUGUGCAUGGUCGGAUGAAUCCACUGCCCCAAAAAAACCUAUUCACAAGAUGUUGUUCUUUUGUUUUUUUUAAAUAUUAAAUUCAAAAACAACAAAAUGUGAAUGGACUUGGUCAUUGUUUGCAUUUAAGUUAUUAUUCACCGGCUACUUUGAGUUCUGUGUUGGAGUUUCCCAAAAGCAUUUUCCCAGAAACAAGAAAGAAUUUUCAAAACAGUUCCUGUUGGCAACACCAGUACCACAAGAUAAAAAUGUAAGUUUCAAGCCAAGUUUCAAAGCAGACCCUGUUUGUUGAUGUAUUGUCUUUUGUAAGCAUUUUUAUUGUUUUCCUUUAUUAGUAGAUAAAAGAUUACCCGAACCCACAGCUGUUGUACUAUUUCCAGGAAUUUAGGAUUUUGAUAGUAUAGUUUAGACAGUAGUUGCCAUGUGCAUACACCAGGGGUUUUCACGCAGCUAUUUAGUUAAGGGCGGUGCCAUUCUUUGUCAGUGUGUUGACAUUUCAGUGCAACAGUAUUAAUUUCCUUGAACACAUAAAUUCACGAGAACUGCGUGGAGGCUCUACUUUGUGCAUUUCUAUAUAUGUAAAAUCAUGCAUAUUCUUAAUUUUCUUUUAGGUGUGUUUUUCUCUCCUCUCAGUCUGGUUUUUUCAGAGGAGGUUUUCUUGCAAUAUUCUGCAUGUUGUGUCUUCAAAGGUCCGGACUUGGAUCAUGUUGAGUAUGACAUUGUGAAUCGUGUCAACAACAAAGUAUUGAUUCGGUUCAACAGCACAAGGGGAAAUUGGACUGGAAACACACCCUUUGCAAUUGAAAUGGCAAAAGUUCUGAACACCAAUCCAGUGUAUGCCAUAAGAAGAGCAUUUGAAAUGAAGGUUCUGUGCAUAGAUAACAUAGGUCUUGUUAAACAGAUAGGCAGUCUUACCUCUGCCCCCAUCAUCAAGAUGAAUUCUGUGAAUCACCCGCCCAUGCUUGUUUGCAGUGCCUAUAACUUUUAUCCAAAGCACAUUCGAAUGACAUGGUUGAGGAACGGGCAGGAAGUGACCUCAGCUGCCAGUUUUUCUGAAGCAAUGCCUGAUGGAGACUGGUAUUACCAGAUUCAUUCCUACCUGGUGCACACCCCUACUGCAGGAGAAAAAAUUACCUGCAUGGUCGAACACCUCAGCCUCUCUGAACCAAUCCUUCAGGUCUGGGACCACUCUCUUUCUGCAUCAGAACGGAUUAACAUUGUUUUCGGAACAUUAUUGCUGGCACUUGGUUUUGUCUUAAUGAGCACUGGAUUCAUCUACUACAAGAAAAAGUCUGGCGUCACUCUCUCACAGGUCACUCUCUGCCAAGGAAGAGUUUUGGUUCCCAUGGAAGACCCCCCUGCAGCUGAAGCAACUUGCUAAGAUAAAGACGUGUUCACCUUAGCAUGUGCUGUAGUUGGAUAGUAAACUUUGAUGAAAAAGAGAUUGUGUGAGUGCUGUGGAAGUGGAUUGUAUGCAUCCAUAUAAACUUAAAGUAUAUCAUAAUGUACAGUCAUGUCAGCCUUUUCAACUGUAUGAAC
Plectropomus leopardus (leopard coralgrouper) is the source of this 1766-nucleotide messenger RNA. RefSeq names its product rano class II histocompatibility antigen, A beta chain-like. Gene Ontology annotation, cellular component: MHC class II protein complex; membrane. Gene Ontology annotation, biological process: antigen processing and presentation; immune response. Lineage: Eukaryota; Metazoa; Chordata; Actinopteri; Perciformes; Serranidae. The record is from RefSeq and is a predicted model, not a curated record.